Oryza brachyantha (malo sina) is the source of this 3009-nucleotide messenger RNA. RefSeq lists its product as uncharacterized. NCBI's taxonomy places the organism in Eukaryota, Viridiplantae, Streptophyta, Magnoliopsida, Poales, Poaceae. Gene Ontology annotation, cellular component: mitochondrial outer membrane. The transcript has 15 exons. The coding region runs from base 324 to 2792 and encodes 822 amino acids. Gene Ontology annotation, molecular function: ATP binding; ATP hydrolysis activity. The record is from RefSeq and is a predicted model, not a curated record.
CCGCGUCGGCAUCCAUCCAUCCGCAUCCCCGCGGCGUCCCAGCGGAGCGGCCUCCGGGGUGACGCGACGCCGCCGUGCUCGUGCCGUGGACUCGUGGGAGUGUGGGACCGAACCGAACCCUCUCGCUCUCCUCUCCCCUCCCCUUCCCCUUCCCCGGUUCGCCUCGCCCCUAUAAAUAUUGGCGCCCGGCCUGGCUCGGCCGGUGCCGUUCGAUCGCGCACCCGACUCCGCGACCCUCGAAGAAGUUGCAUGCCGCUGUCGAAGUCCGCUUCCGUGAGCGCGCGGGCCUGAGGGUUGUCGUCGUCGUGUCGGCUGGCGGACGCAUGGAGCACGGGAGCAUCAUCGCGUCGGCCGUCGGCGUGGGCGUCGGGGUGGGGGUCGGCCUCGGCCUCGUCUCGUCGCGGCUGACCGGGCUGGCGACUGGUGGCGGCGGCGGCGGCGGCGGUGGAGGAGGAGGCGGAGGCGGCGCGACGGCGGCGGAGGUGGAGGCGGAGCUGCGGCGGCUGGUGGUGGAUGGGCGCGACAUCGGCGUCUCCUUCGGCGAUUUCCCGUACUACCUAAGCGAGCAGACGCGGCUGGCGCUCACCAGCACGGCGUUCGUGCACCUCAGCCCGACGAUCUUGCCCAGUCACAUCCGCGCCCUCUCCACCUCCAGCCGCACCAUACUGCUCUGCGGCCCCUCAGAGGUGUACCUGCAGUCGCUCGCGAAGGCUCUCGCAAACCAGUUCAAUGCUCGCUUGCUGCUGCUCGAUGUCCUCGACUUCUCGCGCAAGAUCCAUCAUAAGUACGGCGGCCCAAGCAAUCCACAGGCCCGUGAGAGAUCCAUAACAGAGGGAGCCUUCAAUAAAGUGUCUAGUUUGGUUGGAGCUUUCAAUCUGUUUCGCAAGAAGGAAGAACCAACAGGAUCAUUGAACCGUGAAACCAAUUUACUUGAUCUCAGGACUAGUAAUUGUUGUAGUCACAACGCACCAUCAGUUCGGCUUCAGUUAUCCUUGAUACCUGUUGCAAAAGACCAUGGUUCAGAAUCUUCUAGAGAUUUUGAUUCAGCUAAACCAUACUGGGGUUUGAGUGAGAAGGUUCUCAUACAAUCCCUUUACAAGAUUAUUGUUUCUGCUUCUGAAAUAAGUCCAAUCAUUCUUUACAUAAGGGAUGUUGAAGACCUGCUUGGAUGUUCUGAAAAGGCAUACUGUAUGUUCCAGAAAAUGUUGAAAAAACUAUCUGGAAGGGUCAUCGUGAUUGGUUCACAAUUCCUUGAGUCUGAUCAGGAUAGAGACGACAUUGAGGAGUCUGUGUGUGCUCUUUUCCCUUGCAUUCUGGAGACUAAGCCUCCCAAAGAGAAGAACCUUCUUCAGAAAUGGAAGAUCCAGAUGGAAGAAGAUUCGAACAAUGACAAAAAUCGAAUGGUUCAAAACUACAUCGCCGAGGUGCUCUCGAAAAAGAGUCUUGAGUGUGAAGAUUUGGGCUCAAUCAAUGCAGAUGAUGAUUUUAAAAUCAUUGUGAAUUACCUAGAAGAAAUUAUAGCCCCAGCAGUCUCUUACCAUCUGAUGAAUAACAAGGACCCUAAAUACAGAAACGGGAACCUUGUCAUAUCUUCGGAGAGCUUAUCCCAUGGAUUACGCAUCUUCCAAGAGAGCAACAACCUUGGGAAAGAUACAUUAGAAGCAAAGGAUGAGACAGAGAUGGUAGUUCCAGACAGUGAGUACGAAAAGAAGAUCAGACAAACAGUUAUACCGGCAAAUGAAAUAGGAGUGACAUUUGAUGACAUUGGGGCACUGGCUGAUAUCAAAGAAUGGCUUCGCGAGCUUGUCAUGCUUCCUCUUCAACGGCCUGACUUCUUCAAAGGUGGUCUAUUGAAGCCAUGCAAGGGCAUUCUACUAUUUGGGCCACCUGGUACUGGGAAAACAAUGCUUGCCAAGGCCCUAGCAAAUGCUGCGGGUGCUAGCUUCUUGAACAUCUCUAUGUCUAGUAUGACAUCAAAAUGGUACGGAGAAUCUGAGAAGUGCAUCCAAGCCUUGUUCAGCCUUGCCGCUAAAAUUGCACCAGCAAUCAUUUUCGUCGAUGAGGUUGACAGCAUGCUAGGGCUGCGUGAUAACCCAAACGAAAAUGAGGCAUCGCGCAGAAUCAAGAAUGAGUUCAUGGCUCACUGGGAUGGACUCUUGUCUAAAUCCAAUGAAAGGAUCUUAGUCCUUGCUGCAACAAACCGGCCCUUUGACCUUGAUGAUGCUGUGAUAAGGAGAUUUGAGCACAGAAUCAUGGUCGGCCUCCCAACGUUGGAGAGUAGAGAGCUGAUUUUGAAGACAUUGUUGUCGAAAGAGACGGUUGAAAACAUUGAUUUUAAGGAGCUUGCCAAAAUGACUGAAGGAUACACAAGCAGUGACCUGAAGAAUCUUUGCGUGACGGCAGCUUAUCGUCCUGUCAGAGAGCUACUUCAGAAAGAAAAGAACGAGGACAAGAAGGAAACUGCACCAGAAACGAAUCAAGAACCAAAACAAAAAACCGAAAUUCAAGAAAUUGGGGCAACAAGUUCGGAUAGUAAGAAAGACAAGGACAAGCUUGACAACAAGGACAGUAAGAAAGACAAGCCUGAUGACAAGAAAGAUAAGUCAGACAAAGGCGAUGCUGGAGAGACUGCCCUCAGACCGCUAAACAUGCAGGACUUGAGGAACGCAAAGGAUGAGGUUGCUGCUAGCUUCGCUAGUGAAGGUGCCGUCAUGAGUAGGAUCAAGGAAUGGAAUGAGCUCUACGGCAAAGGCGGUUCGAGGAAGCCUGAGCAACUGACAUACUUUUUGUAGUGAAGGAUCGUUUAUUUGUAUAUACAUACUUGUAGUAAUGUGUUUGGAGUUGGUUGGCAAUUGCCCGCCGGAUGACUGGAUGUGCCUGCGCGUGGAGCUGAAGCAGAGAGGAACAGAGGAGGAAAACAAAUUCAAUUAGGAGUAGUCGUCCCUCAUUAAUUUGCUGAAUAAUGUUGAACCUUGAUCCAGGAAUAUAAUUGCUUGAUUAGAGCUGGAA